GGGGCUGUGCAUGGAGCAUGGACACAAUCCCACCGACACUGAGAGGAGCAGCAGCAGCCGCAGCCCCAUAUACACACAGGCUUCCCAUUAGCACUUCUAUAAGGAACCAGUGUCCAGCAGCUGCUCACUACUUAAUAACGAUGGACCUCUCCUGCCAGGACUCACUCUACCCCAAAUACCAGGGGGACCCCGAGCUGAAAGAAGAAGGGGUGCAAAGCACAGACUCUGGAGCCCCCCAGCAGCUCAAUGAAAGGAAACAGGAGCAGACAAGUGGCCCACUCAGCUCAGGUGACUUCGCUGACAACGGUGAGACUUCAGAUUACUUCUUCCUCAGCAGUCAGCCUUCUCCACCAUUACCGCUCAAUUAUUCGGGCAGCUUCUUCAUCGAGGCCAACCCAGAGCAUUCUCAAGACCAAGAAGCUUUCUUCAGCAUCAUGUCUGGAAUUCUGGGAAUCUCCACCAUCUCGGCUCCUCAGCAGCUAAACAGGCAGGAGUCCCUUUACUCCGUCCCUGAGGCCAUUCAGAACCAUAUGGACCUUUACUCCCAACCCAAUCUGAGAAUCUCUGUGCAACAGCCCUACCAGAACCAACUAUACUCUGCCUUCAGCAGCACUGAGGAUAUUCACCAGGUCCCCAGUUCCCCCAGUCUGGGAAGCUCUUCCUCUUCCCAGUGCUUUUUUGACUCCAAAGUGGUCCCAAACAAACACGAAAUGGAAUUUUCCCCGAUAUCUCCCUCUAUGGACUCUUUCAGCUCACCGUGCCCUCAGUGGGAGGCUCAGACUGGCCAAAGCUUUGCCACUAGCUCCUUCCAGCAGGACUCUUUCCAGCAGGACUCUUUCCAGCAGGACUCUUUCCAGCAGGACUCUUUCCACCAGUCCAAUAACCCCCAUCCAGUCUUUCACCCACUGGAAUCCAAGGUUGAGAAUAUGAUGUCUGCCUGCUGCCAACCUCAUGCCACGGAAAUAUCAGAAGAUUCUGCCAAUUUCAGCAGCAUAGACUUUACCUGCCAGUUGGACAGUUAUCAAACCUCCCAUAGCGAUUUCAAUGACACCAAGAUGGACUUAAAAUCUCAACUCAUGGGGGAUUUCAAAUACCAGUUUGGCAAUCCGGUGGCAGCACCUGGACUAACAAACCAAGAGGAGGUCAUCCACCACCCUUCUCCUCCUCUCAUCUCCACUAACUUUUUGGGUCAUUCUCCUACUGAGGGACACAUGCUCCCUAAUCAUGUGGUGGGACCCUCUGUAGAGCCAAGGAAAAAAUACCAGAGAAACAAGUUCCCAGCCAAAUGCUUUCGCCCAAAACCUCACGAGAAAGCCUUUGCGUGCCCAGUUGAGAGCUGUAUUAGGAGCUUUGCGCGCUCGGACGAGCUCAACAGGCACUUGAGGAUCCACACUGGCCACAAGCCCUUCCAGUGUAGGAUUUGUCUGAGGAAUUUCAGUCGCAGCGACCAUCUCACCACCCACAUCCGCACUCACACGGGGGAAAAACCCUUCUCCUGCGAUUUGUGCGGCAGAAGGUUUGCCAGGAGUGACGAAAAGAAGCGACAUGGAAAGGUCCACAUGAAGCAGAAGGUCAGGACUGAGGAGAAGCUGAAAGGUCUUGGCUUCUACACUGUGGGCUUAUCCUUUGGGACCCUGUGAAACAACCCAACCGAGGUUACCUCUGGUUACACCUUUUCCUUGGGGGACAUCUCCCCCUGCAAUUGGUCUACACGCUAGCCCCUUGUUCUUUGGAAGGAGCUGGUUUGAUUUGUGGCUCGGCUGUUACCUGCAUGGCUCAAUCUCAUGUCUAUUUGCCAAAGGCAACUCUGUCAGCUUCAUUUAUUGUACAGAGAACCAGCACCAUCAAGUUGGAGUUGAGGAGUUUCAGCACCAAGCCCUGUGGACAGCUCCUGCCUGAGCCGAAUCGUGAGAUCGAUACCAGACGCCUCAAUGCGAAUUAAAGCGCAUCGUUCUAUACAGUUAGAGCACUAGUUAGAGCACUAGCUGCCUAUUCUUACUGACACUAGCUGUGCUAUUUACACACACUUCCAUACAUACUGUUACCUCCGCUUAUAGCGUCUCUAUUCUCAGCCUGUCGGGAGAUAAAGUAAAGAAUGAGAAGAGGACCUUGAACAUAUUUGUACAUAUAAAUAGUCACAUCGCUAAGUGAAGCCUUUGUACUACAAACGGACUCAAUGUUGUCAGGCACUUUAGUGAACUAGUCUCCAGUGUAUUAUUCUCUGCUGCUAUUUGUACAGAAAUCACAAGAAAAAGAAGAAAUGAAUAAAACAUUUAUUUGUUUCCACCUUUGCUGGGAGUGGACUUGUUUGACUUAUUUCUACCACACACAGUGGGUGCUUUUCAUACAUACAUAUAUAUACAUAUAUUAGCCCAAACAAGGGCUGUGGCGACUUGACUGUCUUUUCCUUUUUACAGACUGGAUCCUGGAAUUUUUGUACUGUAUUUAAGCUUUUGUUGUUGAUUUGUAUUUAUGACUUUAUUUUGUACAAAGAAUCUGGUUCAAAUACAUGACAUAGUGUUUUAUUUUUUCAGAUAAAUAAAGUUUCUUCUGCUCUGCAAA
Messenger RNA from Xenopus laevis (African clawed frog), 2562 nucleotides. It is a transcript of the gene egr4.S, whose product is annotated as early growth response 4 S homeolog. The transcript has 2 exons. Bases 18 to 1640 code for a protein of 540 amino acids. Lineage: Eukaryota; Metazoa; Chordata; Amphibia; Anura; Pipidae. The record is from RefSeq and is a predicted model, not a curated record.